Molecule: messenger RNA, 1441 nt
Organism: Labrus bergylta (ballan wrasse)
Lineage: Eukaryota; Metazoa; Chordata; Actinopteri; Labriformes; Labridae
Gene: cpb2
Product: carboxypeptidase B2 (plasma)
Biological process (GO): proteolysis; fibrinolysis
Molecular function (GO): zinc ion binding; metallocarboxypeptidase activity
Source: RefSeq, a predicted model, not a curated record
UCCUGACAACAUGAAAUCUCUCUGGAUAUUGUUUGUUUUAAUCAACGUGCAGAAACUCCUGAAGACUGGACACUGCACAGAAACACAGGACCAAAUCCUGUCAAUCACCCCAAAAACAGAGGAGCAAGUGGACAUCUUGAAGAAUCUCACCUCUCAAUAUGAGACAGCCUUAUGGCAGCCGGCUGCACCUCAAUACAUCCAAGAAGAAAGUGAGGUCCACCUGUUUGUUCCUGCAACCAACUUAGAGACUGUAAAGAACCUGCUGCAGGGACAUGCCAUAACCCAUGCGGUGUUACUGGCCAACACCAAUGAGUUGAUCGAAAUGCAGACGAUGAACGACUCCACCGACCCACGGAGCAGCACAAAUUUCUACGAGAGAUAUCACAGUCUGGAGGAUAUCUAUUAUUGGAUAAACAGGACCACACAGGAAAACCUCGCCAGAGUAAAAACCAUUCUCAUUGGCUCAUCGAGUGAGAAACGUCCGCUCUAUGUCCUGAAGUUGUCUUUAAAUGACAGAGCAGAUAAGAAGGCCAUGUGGAUUGACUGUGGGAUCCAUGCCAGGGAGUGGAUCUCUCCUGCUUUCUGCUUGUGGUUUGUUCAGCAUUCGUUGGCCUUUUACGAUGUAAACCAAGACAUCACUGACAUCCUGGACAACAUGGACAUCUACAUCCUGCCUGUGCUGAACCCUGAUGGAUACUCUUACACAUGGACACAUUACACAAACAGGAUGUGGAGGAAGAACCGCUCCGCCAGCAUGAACAGUGACUGCAUCGGAGUCGACCUGAACAGGAACUUUGACGCCAACUGGUGCACGGAGGGAUCCUCUCCUAACCCCUGCACUGAGAUCUACUGUGGCGCCUUCCCAGAGUCAGAACCAGAGACUCACGCCGUGGCCGAGUUCCUGCGCAGCCACAAAGACACGAUCCAGCUCUACGUCAGCAUCCACUCGUACUCUCAGAUGCUGCUCUUCCCGUACUCGUACACCGUAGAGGAGGCAGAGAACCACAACGAACUGCUUGAGAUUGCCAAAGAAGCAACCGAGAAAAUCAGGAGAUACUACAGGAGCAACUACAGAUACGGUUCAGGAGCAAAGACAAUAUACUUGGCUCCAGGUGGUUCAGACGACUGGGCGUACAACCUCGGCAUCAAAUACUCCUUCACUUUUGAGCUCCAGGACCGCGGGCAUUACGGCUUCCUCCUGCCACCAUCUCACAUACCCAAAGCCUGCAAUGAAGCUCUGACCGGUGUGAAGACCAUCGCUCUGAAAGUUAUAGAGAAAACACAGACCCCAACAAGUCCUCCUACAGCAGCUACACCUUUCUGGAAGUAACUUUUGUGGAUGAAACUUGUUGACACAAAUUGGUUUGAUUGUUUAUAAGGUGAUUAAGUCAGUAAUGAUAUAAAUUGUGUAAUUCUGAUGCCAAAUAAACAUUUCCAUGUU